UCUCUGUGUUGUUGUUUUUGUGCACUGAUUUGCUUUAUCCUUGCCAGUUGUAAAUGAGAAUUUGUUCUCAAUUGGCCUACCUGGUUAUAUAAAGGUAAACUAUUUAUUUAUAUAUAUAAAAUAUAUAGAUAUAAAUUCCCGCCCCAGUUUGCUCUCGGGAACCCCCGCACGCUGCUCAUUCUCUCCAGGAGCUGUCACCCUGUCUCUCUCUCUCCUCUCUCUCAAACUGACACACACACCAAGUAGCUCGAGCCCCAGUGGAGACGCUGCUGACGCUCUGCUCGCUCCACCGACAACACCGAGUCACGUUCUGUUCUUCUCUCGCUCCACCGACAACACCGAGUCACGUUCUGUUCUUCUCUCGCUCCACAGACAACACCAAGUCACGGUAUGUUCUUCUCUGGCAGAACCGGAGAGCGAAAGCCCUUUAGGAUUCUAUCUAUCGCGUGUGAUAUUUGGAGCUGAACGACCGGUCGUGACGGAGGACGCGAGGGGAAAUACAAAAAAAGAGCGAAAGGGAGAAAAGAAAAGGUGGUGUCCUCCCAUCAGAAACACUCUGAGAGCAGCUUGACAGCACAGGACGGAAGGAGGGAGGGAGGGAGGGAGGGAGAGAGAGAGAGCCGACCAUCUGUGAAUCACAUCAAGGCAGCUGUGGUUAGAGUGGACUGCAGUUAUUUUACGAACGAGAGGCAGAGAGAUGGAGAGAAGGAGAGGGGGAUAGAAGUGGAGAGAAGGAGAGGGGGAUAGAAGUGGAGAGAAGGAGAGGGGGAUAGAAGUGGAGAGAAGGAGAGGGGGAUAGAAGUGGAGAGAAGGAGAGGGGGAUAGAAGUGGAGAGAAGGAGAGGGGAUAGAAGUGGAGAGAAGGAGAGGGGGAUAGAAGUGGAGAGAAGGAGAGGGGGAUAGAAGUGGAGAGAAGGACAAAAGGAGAGGGGGCAUGGGUGAGUUUCCAAGCCCAGGACGGUGAACCCUGAUCAGGGGGUUAGACCAGGCCUCUGGAGUUCCUUUGGAGAGAUGAGGACCUCUGAGAAGACAGUGUUUAGACACAGGUGAAAAUCAAAUGAAUCCUGACUCUAAUGGAUCCUGUCAUUACAACAUGGAUUGACCUUUUCUUCUUCUGAUCUGAAGGAAUAUUUCAGUUUUUUAUGUGGAUGUUUUUCUGUGUGGAAAUGUGUCUAUAUUUUCUGCAUGCAUUUGGAGUUUCAAAUCUGUCUGGUGUGGAUUUUAAGGAGGCUGUUUAGUUGACUGUGGAUCUGAAACUGCCUCCACUCAUCUGAAGGGAUUUAAACAACUAUUUUUUUGGAUUUUUUUCACAUGUUGUGUUUUUUUCCUAUAUGUUUUUUUCCCGUGCAGUAGUUGAGACUGCUUUUUAACCUUGGUAACCAAGCGGUAACCAGGCGUCAACUGAGCGGUAACCAUGGCAGCAGCCUAUCGCGUGGUAGUGAGCAGUGUUAGUUGCUACAGCAGCGUGGUGGUGGACCGCCGGGCUCAGAGUCACGCGGUGCACUACUGCUCCGGGUCAUGUGGGGCGCUGUCCCAGGGACUGGACUGUACUGUUGCCCAUCGCAGCACCUGCUCCGAGCUGCUGACCGCCCCCUCACACACAUUCACACACAACCUGACCCGAAACGCUAACUCUCCUCACCAAAUCCCCAACAGCUCUAAACUUAGUAUGACCGGCUGUAAUGGGGGUAGUGGUGUUCCUAAUGAUCCUAACAGUGUGUAUGGUGUGGUGGGGGAGGACAGUCCUCCAUGGCGAGGUAAGAAGGCCAACACUACCACCACUACUACCAGCUCUGGUCCUGACCGGCCUCUCCAGAGCUCUGCCAGUCUGAAGGACAUCACAGGAGAAGCCAUCAACCUGGCCAGUGGCAAACUCAAAGAGUUCUCCUUCGAGAAGCUCCGCCUCUCCACCAGUCACGUGACCUUCAGGAAAGGUCGCAAGGUCAGGCCGGACUCGUACAGCCGUCGGUCAACGGACCUCGACAUCGUCUACGGACACUUCACCGGGAACGUCGGAGGAACGGGGAAUGGAACUAUUACCGGAAAUGGAAACGCCAAUGAUGAGAACCUGCCUCCUUUCAGCGACACCACCAAGGUGCUCAAAGGCCUAUCGCCUGCUAGCAUCACCGCCGGGGGCGGGUCUCUAUCCACAACCAGCCUAUCCAGUGUCUCCAGGGCUGGGGGCGGGUCCACCAGUAGCCUAUCCAGCGCCUGCUCUGGUUCCUUGGAGGCGGGGCUAAACACAGUGGCGUCUCUCUACCUCAGCUCAUUAGCCGACGAGUCCCUCAUCGCCCGGUUACUGGAGAAGACCCGUGCAGGGGAGGAGGGAGGAGUGGGAGGAGCAGGGGGGGAAGACAUACGGGCCUGUCUGGACAUUCUGGUCAAGUGUUCAGAGGACUUGAAGAAAUGUACUGACAUCAUCAAGCAGUGUAUCAGUAGGAAGAGUCCCGGGGGAGGGGAGGAUGGGGGAGCCAGUCCAGAGAGCAUCUACAGAGCUGUGAUGACUAGACUGAGCUCCUAUCUGAGGAAACUGCCUCUAGAGCUGGAGGGGGCUGGGUUAGGGUUAGGGUCAGGGGCUGGAGGUCAAGGGUCAGGGAUUGGAGGUCAUAGCGAGUUGGCCGAGCUGGUUAGUAGUCUCCAUAUGCUGCAGCAAGCUGCUGUCCCCUUCUCACCCAUAUUUGGGAAUGAUCAACCGCCACGGUAUGAGGACGUUGUUCAGAACCCUCCUUUACCCAAGAGCAGGGAUAUACUGCCACCCUCGUCACUCGCUCCAGGCUCUUCUCUCUCUUUGUCCACUAUGCCUGAGACAGCAGGGAGACAUAAGGUUCAGACCAACGGGCUGCAGCACACACACACUCUGUCACACACACACCCUCCCUCACCGCACACACACACGUUGUCCGUUUCUACCCCUCCAUCCCAGGCACACACACCUUCCUUGCAAACGCACACUCCGUCAGCGCGCACACACACUCCGUCCAUCUCCCCCAUGGAGGCUCUCUUCAUUGAAGAGGACGCAGACCUGGGAAGGGGGCUGAACAGGGCUUCCAGACACACACACUCACACACCCCGACCAGAAGCCUCACACACACUCACAGUCGGAACGGGACAGCUUUUAGUCCACACACACCCCCCAGCUCCGCGCACACACACCUCAGCCCCAAUCUGUCACACGUACACGUUACACACACACUCCAGUCUGCUGGUGAAGACCUCACCUGCCCCCCAACCUCCGAACACACCCCUUCUGUCACUCAUAGAGACCACGACAUCGACAGGCUUCUGAUGGACUUGGAGUGUCUGUCACAGAGCAUGGGUCGGGAGAGAGACCGAGUCAGAGAGGGAGAGAGAGAAAGAGAGGCGGAGCCCCCUCUCCCCGUUAAGACCAGACAGAGGGGGACAGGACAGGGGAACACCUCCCCACAAACCCAACCCUGUCUCCAGACACAAACCCAAAUCAACCCCCAGGCUCAAAGGCCUGUUCCUGUUAGCCACCUAACCGCUAACGCCCAGGCCACGAGGUCGACCCCCAGCUCGCCUGCUCCUCUUCCACAGGCAGAGGACAGCAUGGCGGGGCUGGGAGAUGAGGAGGAUGGGGUCCUGCUGCUGAGGAUCCUGGAGAGCAUUGAGAGCUUUGCCCAGGAGCUGGUGGACUCUGGGGGUAGUCCUGGGAAUACUGGGAAGACUGGGGCUCAGAGCAAAGAGAAGGAGGUGAUGAGACUCCUACAGGACACUCUGGCUACUGCAUCCAAGACUGACACUCUGACGCAGGCCAAACUACCUGGAUCUCCACCAGCUGGGCAAGGUGACUAUGGACCUGUACAUGUGUCUGCCUCCACACCAACACCUGCACCCAGACUUACAGAUGGACCUGUACAUGUGUCUGCCUCCACACCAACACCUGCACCCAGACUUACAGAUGGACCUGUUCCUACGGCCCUACCUGUCUCUACAGCUCCCACACCUGUCCCUGCCCCUAUCCCCACAACCCUAGCAGAGUCUGUCUCUACAGCUCCCACACCUGUCCCUGCCCCUAUCCCCACAACCCUAGCAGAGUCUGUCUCUACAGCUCCCACACCUGUCCCUGCCCCUAUCCCCACAACCCUAGCAGAGUCUGUCUCUACAGCUCCCACACCUGUCCCUGCCCCUUUCCCCACAACCCUAGCAGAGUCUGUCUCUACAGCUCCCACACCUGUCCCUGCCCCUAUCCCCACAACCCUAGCAGAGUCUGUCUCUACAGCUCCCACACCUGUCCCUGCCCCUAUCCCCACAACCCUAGCAGAGUCUGUCUCUACAGCUCCCACACCUGUCCCUGCCCCUAUCCCCACAACCCUAGCAGAGUCUGUCUCUACAGCUCCCACACCUGUCCCUGCCCCUUUCCCCACAACCCUAGCAGAGUCUGUCGCCACAGACCAAGCUACACCUUCUGCCCCUAUCCCCACAACCCUAGCAGAGUCUGUCGCCACAGACCAAGCUACACCUUCUGCCCCUAUCCCCACAACCCUAGCAGAGUCUGUCGCCACAGACCAAGCUACACCUUCUGCCCCUAUCCCCACAACCCUAGCAGAGUCUGUCGCCACAGACCAAGCUACACCUUCUGCCCCUAUCCCCACAACCCUAGCAGAGUCUGUCGCCACAGACCAAGCUACACCUUCUGCCCCUAUCCCCACACCUGUUCCACCAACUACAGUCGUACCCACACCUUCAGAAGCAGCCGCUGGACGUCAACAUCCACCUGUAGCUGACCUGACAGCUGUACUUACCACCACGGCCACCCCUCCACCCUCCCCUGUCCCGCCCCCUACACCCACACCUGGAGAGGCACCUGUUGCAACCAUCGCUGCUCCUCCUGUUGCCGUGAGACACCCGGUUGCCCCAAGCGAUGUGGUUGCCCUGAGAGACAUCGGCUCGACGCUGCUCAUCCAGCAGACGCCUGAGGUGAUCAGAGUCCAGUCCAACAAGCAAGAUAAGAAAUCUGGCACCCCUCCUUCAGCCCCUCUCUCCCCCACCCCCUCCGUUCCUUCCCCCCACCUCUCCCCCUCUCCUCCCCCCACUCCAGUCGUCCUCACCCCUCCUCCUCCUCCUCCCCCUGCCCUCAACAUUCCCCGCUUCUACUACCCUCGAGGGUUACCGGGGGCAACAAAAGUCAACCACGAUGCGGCCAUCACUGCCAUAGAAACAGCCUUCACAGAGUUUGAGGAGGAGAAGGCUGAUAUUUACGAGAUGGGCAAGAUCGCUAAGGCAUGUGGCUGUCCUCUGUACUGGAAGGCAGCCAUGUUUAACGGAGCGGGAGGAGAGAGGACCGGCUUCGUCUCUGUUCACUCCUUCAUCGCUACCUGGAGAAAGUUGUUACAUAGUUGCUAUGACGAUUCGUCUAAGUUUAUCUACCUCCUAGCGAAGCCUGGCUGUUCCUACCUGGACCAGGAGGACUUCAUACCUUUAUUACAGGACAUAGUGGACACUCACCCAGGACUGACGUUCUUGAAGGAUGCCCCAGAAUUCCAUUCCCGUUACAUCACCACCGUGAUUCAGCGGAUAUUCUAUAUGGUCAACCGCUCGUGGACAGGUCGCAUCACCAUGACGGAACUACGCAGGAGCAACUUCCUGCAGACCCUGGCCCUGUUGGAAGAGGAGGAUGAUAUCAACCAGAUAACAGAUUAUUUCUCUUAUGAGCAUUUCUAUGUGAUCUACUGUAAGUUCUGGGAGUUGGACACGGACCACGACCUUUACAUUGACCCUAAGGACCUGGCUCGUUACAACGACCACGCAUCUUCAAGCAGAAUCAUUGAGAGGUUGUUCUCAGGAGCCGUUACACGGGGUAGCUCAGUGCAGAGGGAAGGGAGGAUGAGUUAUGCAGAGUUCAGCUGGUUCCUCAUCUCAGAGGAAGACAAGAAAAACCCUACCAGUAUAGAGUACUGGUUCAGGUGUAUGGACACAGAUGGGGACGGUGUGUUGUCUAUGUUUGAGUUGGAGUACUUCUAUGAGGAGCAGUGUAGUAGGAUGGAGGGGAUGGGCAUUGAACCCCUACCCUUCACAGACCUGCUCUGUCAGAUGCUAGACCUUGUCAAACCUGAAAGCCAAGGUAAGAUAACCCUGUCUGAUCUGAAGAGGUGUAGGAUGGCUCAUAUAUUCUUCGACACGUUCUUCAACCUGGAGAAAUACCUGGACCACGAGCAGAGAGACCCCUUCGCUUUGCAGAAGGACAUAGACAAUGAGUGUCCAGAGCCUUCAGACUGGGAUAAAUACGCUUCAGAGGAAUAUGAGAUCCUGGUGGCAGAAGAGACAGCUAAUGAACAGCUGCAGGAGGGGACAUUUGAUGAUGACUAUGAGGAGGCGGAGCUUCCUGUUCAAGGAGAGAUGGUUGGGAAUAAGAUGGAUAAGCUGCUCAUAUCAGAUCUGUCAGCAUGAAAUUCCCAAAGCCUGGAAUACCGCUCCCUUCUCCUUGGAUAUACAGGAGACAGGGGAGAGAGGAAGAAAUUAAGAAAAAGCUAAAGCGAUGGAGGACUCCAAACUCUCUCAGCUUCUCCUUUCAUACACAGACAGGGACAGAAGGGAUGGUGAGAAGACAGAGGGGGUGGACUGAAAACGAGAGAGAGGAUGGACAGAACGAGAGAGAGGAUGGACAGAACGAGAGAGAGGAUGGACAGAACGAGAGAGAGGAUGGACAGAACGAGAGAGAGGAUGGACAGAACGAGAGAGCACUCUGGCAGCUGUCCUCUCAGCCCUCUGUAGGAGAGAACAUGUUUUCCACUCUUUUAUCUUCAUUGGAGAUUGUGUUGUGUAUGCAUAUGUGUGUGUGUGUGUGUGUGUGUGUGUGUGUGUGUGUGUGUGUGUGUGUGUGUGUGUGUGUGUGUGUGUGUGUGUGUGUGUGUGUGUGUGUGUGUGUGUGUGUGUGUGUGUGUGUGUGUGUGUGUGUGUGUGUGUGUGUGUGUGUUAUCCCAAAGACUGUGUUUGGUGCAAUAAUGUGUCUUAACAUGUUUGUUAUGUAGAAGUAAGAAAGCACAAAUCCUGAUGUGGAGAUACUUCCUGUAUUAUGUUUAUAAUUACUGCCAUAUGGAGAUUUUUCACUGACAAUCAACUACUAGACAAUCAGCUAAUCAAUCAAGUUGUUUUCAAAUGUGUCAAUUAACACACACACACACACACACACACUGUACAUACACACAGCUCUGUGCAAAACACCGCCAUCUUGUGGUCGCUAGUUAUACUGCUGGCUGCUCUUAGAGACGUGUGACGUUUGGAAAAGGGAGCUGUUGGAACACGACUGUCAGCGUUCUCCGUUUAUAAACUCAUUUUUAGUGUUCUAUUUCAGAAUGUUACUGUUAAGUAGUUUGAUAGGCGGGCCAUUGUGUGUUUGAUUCAUUUAGAAUUAGUCAAAUGUUUAAUUCAGUUUGAGAUAAAACGCAUGUACUGUAUAUUCCGUCCGUAUACUUUUCAAAGAGUUCUCUCAAAGCAGAGGCUGCGUCACAAAUGGCAGUCUAUUCCUCAUAUAGUGCACUAUAACUUCUAGGGAGUAGAGUGCUAUUCUAGAUUUGACCAGAAUCAACCACAGUGUACAUAGACUGAGCUGUAACAAACUAACUAUGAACUAACUAUCUCUCUGGCAGAGAUGUUACUGUAUAAACCAAAAUGGACAGGAAUGGAAUCUGCCAAAAUGGGCAGAAGUGACACACACACACACACACACACACACACACACACACACACACACACACACACACACACACACACACACACACACACACACACUUGCUAGCCACAAGGCGCGCUGUCGACACGUGGAACAGAGCUGUAAAGCUAACAGGCGUUUUCAUGUGUCACCUAAGGGGAUGUUCAAAUAGCAUGAUGAAAAGAGUGGGCCUAACUAACUGCCAUCCUGUCAUUAUCCUCUUCAGCAUCAUUUAUUCUUUAGGUUGUCACUGGUGGAUGCUGGUGGUGUUUUAAAGCUGUGUUCAUGCGUGUGUGUGUUUCUUUAAGAGCGACAAUCUGUCCCUAUAUAUCCAUUGUAAAUGUGUAUUUAACUCUACAUAGUGUUGCCAUUGUGUACAGAUGAUGUAUCUGAUGCUUUGUGUUGCUGUGUGGCUCGACGGGGUUCAGUUAUGUGGCGUGUGACCCAAAUGUACAAGGAUGAUUGGUCGGAGGUCAUAGAGGGACACGCCCACCAGACAAAUGACUGUCAAUCAAUUUGUCAAUCACCUAUCAAUCAGUUUGAUAGUCUGAUUGAGUAAUAAGGAGCAUCUUGCUGUGACUGGAUUGGACACACUGGUAGCUCCUCCCUUUAGAGAGACUCAUGCUGUUGUAGAGACACACACACACACACACACACGUUUAUAAGACACUGCUGUGUCUGACGCUAUGCAAACAAUCUGCUUUUUAGCUGACUGCCCUGGGAACACACACACAUCUGCUCUGUACUCGGUGCAGGGGGCAGGGUGAGAAGCCAUGAUGGAACUGCCUCCGACCGGAGACACUUCUGCCGCAAUGAGGACUUUUACUUUGAAAUGUAUGUCUGUUUUAAACAACUUUUACUUCGAUUUUUUUCUCUUAUCUGAUGUUUUACUUCCAGGUUGAUGAGGCUUCAGUAGAUGUUCUUGUGUUCGCAUGGCUUCCUUCUUUCUAUCUUUCAUUUGUUUUCUUUUAAAAGUGGAUUCAAAUAAAGGCGAUUUAAGGUU
This is a messenger RNA of Oncorhynchus keta (chum salmon), 8672 nucleotides long. RefSeq names its product serine/threonine-protein phosphatase 2A regulatory subunit B'' subunit alpha-like. The transcript is spliced from 15 exons. Gene Ontology annotation, cellular component: protein phosphatase type 2A complex. Gene Ontology annotation, biological process: protein dephosphorylation. Gene Ontology annotation, molecular function: calcium ion binding; protein phosphatase regulator activity. Bases 1414 to 6408 code for a protein of 1664 amino acids. Lineage: Eukaryota; Metazoa; Chordata; Actinopteri; Salmoniformes; Salmonidae. The record is from RefSeq and is a predicted model, not a curated record.